This is a messenger RNA of Pseudomassariella vexata, 1507 nucleotides long. RefSeq names its product thioredoxin-like domain-containing protein. Gene Ontology annotation, biological process: response to endoplasmic reticulum stress; protein folding. Gene Ontology annotation, molecular function: protein disulfide isomerase activity. The transcript is spliced from 7 exons. Lineage: Eukaryota; Fungi; Ascomycota; Sordariomycetes; Amphisphaeriales; Pseudomassariaceae. Gene Ontology annotation, cellular component: endoplasmic reticulum. The coding region runs from base 130 to 1287 and encodes 385 amino acids. The record is from RefSeq and is a predicted model, not a curated record.
CUUAGGUUAAGAACCUACAAAAUGAGACGUUGACGAUAUCGCGAACUUGCCGACAACAUCUCGGUCCAUCACGCAAAACAGACAGCCACAAAACUCAUUCUCGCCGGGAAAACCCCCUCCGCCGUCGCGAUGAUGUGUCACUUGUUGCUAUUAGCGUCGCUCGCUACACUGGCCGUCAGUGUCCGCGGUUGGGAACAUGCCUCAGCGGAAUAUGUCGAGAGCACAUUAAAGGAGCACGAUGUCGUCGUAGUAGCUUUUGUUGCGCCCUCCGAGGAAAAGUGCAAGUCCCUAGAGCCGGAAUGGGUACUAGCAACCCCCGAGUCCAAUGUGUUAUUUCUGAGCAUCGACUGCACGGAACCAUCUCAUUCCACGAUCUGUAAGCAACACGAGGCUCCUUCGUCCUGGCCACGCAUCGAGCUUUUUGAAAAGGGCGAGGCCAAGGCAACUUACCUUGGGCCUCGGAGAGCCGCAGCUAUCCUCUCAUGGGCCGGACGGGUGCAACGCCCAACACUUUCUGAAGUUGACAAUGGGAGUUUGAAUGUUUUCAAGUCUAUCGACGAGACUGUGUUCAUCGCGUACUUGAACGAUUACGAUGAGUCUUCGCGCACCGCCGUUUCGGACAUUGCCGCGAAAUUCAAGGACGAGUUCACUUUCGGCCUCACCACAGAUGUCGAAUCCUGGGCUGCCGAACAGAUGGAAGCACCGGCGUUGAAAGGCUACAAGGCAGUUGACGGCGAUACUAAAGUCUUCCGAGGCCCCUUUGAUGUUGCUUCAUUGGAGUCUUUUGUGAAGGAAGCGUCGCGGCCCGUCAUCGGCGAACUAUCUAUCUACAACCACCAGCGGUACCUAGACCGUGGCUGGCCCGUAGUAUACAUAUUCGCCUCCACCGAGCGCGAACGCACCGAACUCCGCGCAACCCUCAAAACCAUGGCUAGAAGUUACUAUGACUCCCUAACCAUGGUGACGGCCGACCCUCUCGAGUUCCCCUCGCUACCGGCCAAAUUCGGCCUCGAACCAGGAGUCUUCCCCUCCGGCGCCGUUCACCAACUGUCCAACGGAAACAUCUAUCCUUACCCCCGCGGAAAACCCAUCACACCUCGGGCGCUGCAGAGCUGGGGAUUGGAGGUAUGGCAAGGGCGGGUGAAGCCGUGGUCGCCGCCGGGUGCAACACUGGCUCCGACUGAGAUGCAAGGGGAUGGGGGAGCGGGGCGGGUGAGGGCUACAAGGAAGGUUUCUGUGGCCAGUUUUCCGGGGAUGAAGAUCAAGCUUGGUCGGGAUGAGCUCUAGGGAGCUUCAGAGGUUGCGAUCCAGAAUGUUUCAGUGGUAGGAGUACUGAGUAAGAAGAUGCAAUCAGCCAACGGCUUACACUUUGCCGGAAAACUUCAUAGACAAUUGGGACGGGUCAGAAUGAGUCAGGUCAACAUGUAGAAAUAGUGAAAAUAGAUCAUCUGUGAUAAGUGUUCAAACCGUCUAUGCAUACCACUCGCCCGAGUGUAAGUAUGCUGCC